UUAAACGAUCCGAUUGCCGAUUGCGGAUAUAUACAGGUUCCAUCGUUCUCUCUGGCGUCUCAGAUUCGAUAAGAAGCGAGAGAGGUUUUAAUGUCCUGCAUGAAGGCAGCGGCGAAGGCAGAAGCGGAGGCGGUGGCAGAGGCAGGGGCGGAGUCAGGGGCGGAGGCGGUGGCAGAGGCAGGGGCGGUGGCAGAGGCGGUGGCAGAGGCAGGGGCGGAGGCAGGGGCGGAGGCAGAGGCAGAGGCAGGGGCAGAGGCGGAGGCAGAGGCAGGGGCAGGGGCGGAGGGUGUUGCACCAACUCAGGUCUGGUGGGACAUAAACAGGUGUCCGCUUCCCGAUGACGUUGAUGUAGGUCGGUUCCGUCCGUGUAUAAAACGGGCGUUGGAGGAGAAAUUAGGCUACGCUGGUCCUCUCACCAUCACUGCCAUUGGCAUACUAACAGACGUCCCUCCCAACUUCUUGAAAGAAGUCUAUUCCUCUGGAAUCGGUAUUUAUCACGUCCCCCGUGAUAUCGUUGACAUUACGGCAACUAUGCUUUAUUGGAUCUGGGCGAAUCCACCUCCGGCUAAUGUAAUGCUCAUAUCUACUAGGGCAAAUUUCUCCCGUACUCUUGACGUGCUACAUGAGUAUGAAUACAACAUUGUUCGGUCACUAUCUCCAGAAGCCCCCUCCGCUUCCACUUCCACUUCCAUCUGGGAAUGCUUACUGGCAAGUUUACUGGCAGAUGAUGAUAUGGAAUCAUCAGGGGGACUAGAAGACAGGAGUAGUGAAACGGGUGAAUCUGCCUUGCGUUGUGAGCAAUGCGGUGUUACUCUCCAAGGCAUUGAAAAUUUCACCACCCACCUCAAGAGUGGAGAACAUUUACAUAAUGCGCGAUAUUACCGGAAGAAAGGCUAAGUAAAGAAGUAGAAAAGAGGUAGAAGACAACCAUCUGCCAUGGGAGUUUUUCAUCCAGUUUGUAAGCAAUAAUAAAAAUAAUAAAAAGGUGGAGAGAGAUGAGAGAAACGAUUAUCAUAUGAGAACAUAUGAGAACCUCUCUACAUGUCACUAUUUUAUUGA
This is a messenger RNA of Camelina sativa (false flax), 1059 nucleotides long. RefSeq lists its product as uncharacterized. Gene Ontology annotation, molecular function: RNA nuclease activity. NCBI's taxonomy places the organism in Eukaryota, Viridiplantae, Streptophyta, Magnoliopsida, Brassicales, Brassicaceae. Gene Ontology annotation, biological process: regulation of gene expression. Gene Ontology annotation, cellular component: peroxisome. The record is from RefSeq and is a predicted model, not a curated record.